Messenger RNA from Vairimorpha ceranae, 123 nucleotides. RefSeq lists its product as hypothetical. The record is from RefSeq and is a predicted model, not a curated record. Bases 1 to 123 code for a protein of 40 amino acids. NCBI's taxonomy places the organism in Eukaryota, Fungi, Microsporidia, Nosematidae. The transcript has a single exon.
AUGAAUCGUCUAUCUUUAUUAUGUCUGUUACUACCAUUAAUUAUUACAAAAGAUGUCGAAGAUAGAGAAAUGAACAUAGCGGAGUUUUUUGCAAUCGUGGCAUAUUAUGGAGCUUUUGUGUGA